AGGUUUAGUUUAAAUAGGGAUGAGGAGGAAGAAGUGGGGAGAUUGGUGAGGAAGAGGGGGGAUGUGUUGAACAUCAUGGACCUCACCAACGCAGCAUGCAUAGAGGCUGCUGAGCUCUAUGGGCCCAGCGCUCUGAGUGAAGCUGACAUGAACCAAUUUCUGGGCACAGCUGGAGGAAAGGCUAUCCCUAAGAAGCCAAGGAAGAAGUCAAGGACUUCGACCAAACAAGUGGAUGAGGGGAUAAUUGGGAAGGAGGUGGUGGCUACUGCUUCAGUUGAGACGGGGGAGGAGGUGCCACCGCUGAAGAGAAAAGGUUGGGAAGAGAGGAGGGCAUUGGAGAAGAAGAAGAAGGUGGUGGAGGAGGUGCAGGGGGAAGAGGUGCCUGAGUUCGUACCUCAGCCUCUUCCUGUUGAGCUGGACCCCGAGCUCAGACAGUUGGAGGAGGGGGCUGAGGUACGGGCUCCUGGUAAGGGGAAGGGACCUGUUACUUCGGCGGUGUCUCAGAGCAGCCUGUUCGAGGCGAAGAACGUGAUGGGGGCUAGGUGGUUUAUCAACAACACCUUCCCCGAAGUGGACAAACGCCACGCGCGAGAGGAGGCUCUGAGAUACGGGGGAGCUUCUGUGGUGAAGCACGUCCUUGAGAGCGCGAGCUGGGUGAAUGGUCUAGCCCAGGAGUUCAGGGAGGGUGUAAAGGCGCGCGCACUCUUGCAGAGGCAGUGUGACCAGCUGCAGAAGGAGAAGGAAAAGCUGGAGAAGAAGAAUAAAGAGAUGCGAGAGUCUCUGAAUGAGGUGGUUCCAGCUAUGAAGCAGUUGGAACAGGAGAGGGCGUCCCUGAGCACCAAGCUCGGCUUUGAAGAAACCAAGCGAAAGAUCUCUGAAAACGAGCAUGAGGCUCUGGCGCAAGAGUUAAAGCUGACAAAGGAGGCUUUUUUGGAGCUGAAGGGGAAUGUGCAGACCCUGGUGCACAAUGGGAUGAAGGAGCACAUCAGCAACUUCAUCAGCUCUAGCUCGUUUGACAACAUCGUCAACCUCUACCGAUUGCCAACUGCCAUCAUUGCCUUCACGGACUGCAGAAAGAAGGUCAAGACUGUUUAUCCCGAAGUGGAUGUAACAAGGAUAACCUUUGGAGAGCAAGAAGCUGGAGUGGAGGAAGAUGGUGAAAGUAUGUCAACAGAGUUCCGCCCAGAAAUCAAACUGAAGUGGGAUCAUGAUGCUGAUGGACGCACUGUUUUCCCUUCGAACUUCGACUUCGAGUUCGUGGCAGUGGAAGGAGAAGGGGCAGAGGUAGAGGAAGAUGAGGUGGAGGCAGGAAUGGGAGGAGCUGGAGUGGAUGAGAGCCAACCAAUUCCAGAAGUGGAGAUUCAUCCAGUUCCUUCUGAUGAUGAUCAGCCUCUUCUGCCAGACGAGCAGCAGCCAAGGCAGCCACCUCUUCCAGCUGAAGAGGAGCUAGUGGAGCCACCUCCCUCAGCAGAGAAUUAACUUCGUUUUGUUGCUUUUACUUUUUUGUAAAACAUUGAAAUAGUUUGUAAUACUUUUAUUGCAUUAAAUGAAAUUAUGUUUGUGUUUAUGUUUGGUUUAUAUUUUUGUUAUGUUUUAUGAAUGAAAGAACUGAGUAUUU
Messenger RNA from Rubroshorea leprosula, 1618 nucleotides. Lineage: Eukaryota; Viridiplantae; Streptophyta; Magnoliopsida; Malvales; Dipterocarpaceae. The record is from the annotation of a GenBank genome assembly.